UCAAGAAAAUUCGCAAGUUGAAUAGUGAAAUUUCACAAAAGUAUAUUUCUUCUAAAUUAUAAUGGAUAAAAUGUUUAGAAACUCGCCAUUCACAGGACCUUCCAUGAAGGCAUCAGAAAAAUUGAGAGAUCAAAUGAACCACUAUUUAACAGAUGAAGUAAACCCAGCUGCAGGUGGAGUGAAAGUUUUGCCCAGUGAACCCGUCAGCAGUAAUGGUGGAAAAGGAUUUCAAAUAUUCUCUGGUGAAUAUCAACCUUUUGUAUUCAGAGCUACCAGAUAUACUGUGGCCAAGGUCACGUUUAUAGGCAUUCUCUCGUUCAUGCUAUUUCGUCUUUGGUGUGAAAUCGACAAGAAGAGGAAGAUGACCAAGGAAAUAUCCUCUGAAGUGAAAGAAGAAAAGGAUGAAAGCUUAACUAAGGAAAAAAAGGUUGCUGAAGCACUUGAUGGUCAUCAUUUUCUUGGUUUGGCGAUCGAAAAUGCUGAAACAUCUGAUAGACCCGUUGAUGAAAUAUCUUUGCCGAUUGUGAAAGAUAAGGUUCUAGAUGAGGUUCUAUGGAUGGGAAUUGACCCAAUGGUUAUCUGCGGUGAAUACACUCUGGAGAGAAUGGAAGGAGCUGAAGAGUUUCUAAAAUGUCUUGGAUUCUCCUAUCUGGAGAUUAGACUGUUCCUGUCACUUACCACCAAUAUCAAGGUUGAAUACAAGGAUGAAUUGUGGAAAUUUACUGUAGACAAGGGAAUGGGACAUACAGAGGUUCAUGAGUUUAAAUCUGGACAAUGGUUUGUGGAGAGCAGAGAGCUUGGAGUUUACGAUUGUAAAUAUACUUUCGUUAAACCUUUCGUUUUCAGGUUUACACUGAAACCAAGGAAUAAGAAGAAUAAGACUGUGAGUGGAACACAAACGUUUACUGAUGAUGGGUUGGUGCAGAUUGCUAGACUGAGAAAAGGACGGAAAACAAUUAAAUGUGUUUCGCAUUUUUCUAAAGUCUGAUCUAAAUAUUCAAUUCUUAAUAAAUAUUAGUGAAACUUUUCAAA
Eurytemora carolleeae is the source of this 1032-nucleotide messenger RNA. RefSeq lists its product as uncharacterized. The coding region runs from base 62 to 988 and encodes 308 amino acids. The transcript has 7 exons. The record is from RefSeq and is a predicted model, not a curated record. Lineage: Eukaryota; Metazoa; Arthropoda; Copepoda; Calanoida; Temoridae.